UUAGWAUGGCCACAACGAAAUUGUGUACAUGCAAAAUGGACAACUGCGUUGUUUUGUGUACAUGUCGGUCAUAGUUAUGUUGCCGCCCUCUCACAAACGUUCAUGUAGUAGGAUUAUCAACGCCAUUUUCAGUUCACUGUCGUGCUGCUGCAGUCUGUCGCGAGCAUUGUGUWCAACACAUCACAAUUCACGGGAUAAAAUUGCUGUCACAAUUCAUACAGUGAACUGCUAAAAAAUUAAAGUAGUGAAAUAUCGCUCAUCACUAGUUAUUUGCGGUUCGAGAUUUUGACUCUGUUAAUUGUCGCGCAAAAGCAAAUUGUUUUUCAAAGUGGUACUAUUACGCCCGUUACAUAAAAAUUUAGUAUAUUCUCUAUAUAAAACCAAAUUGAACUAUGAUUCCUGUAUGGCAAGUGAUGGUUGGUGCUUUUGUAGGCCUGUUUGCCUUGUUACUUGUGCGUCCACCUCAGGUUGGCUAUCAUCAAGAAAGACGCCGAAAAAGUACAAACAGUGAAGAUGGAUAUACACCAAGAUUUAAUUCAUCUCCCGGAGAUGCUUGUGCCAUUUGUCUUAAGAAAUUGGAGAAUGAAAAUAUGACAUAUCUGCGAUGCGGCCACGCUUUGCACGAAAAUUGCUUCAAACAAUGCAAGCUGUAUACAGAAAAUUGUCCACUUUGUUGCAAACCCAUGUGAGAGAUUUUGAAUGUUAUACAUUUUUCUUUUCGUACCCCAUCAUACAAUUUCCAUUUGCGAAAUAUAUUGAUUUGAGAUUGGA
Bactrocera latifrons is the source of this 771-nucleotide messenger RNA. RefSeq names its product RING-H2 finger protein ATL5-like. The record is from RefSeq and is a predicted model, not a curated record. The coding region runs from base 393 to 689 and encodes 98 amino acids. Lineage: Eukaryota; Metazoa; Arthropoda; Insecta; Diptera; Tephritidae. The transcript has 2 exons.